UCUGAAGAACUGCCAAAGAGGAGGCAGCUAGUGAAAUAAACCAAAGUGGUCGUGUAAGCCAGGCCUUUUUGGCAGUUAGUGAAAAAAAGGGUGGGAGGAGCCUCAAAGAAGCGUGCAUGGAGUGUCAUUACAAGGAUUAGAAAGUAAUGGCAGGAAAAAGAACACAUCUGCAUUAUUUACAGAUCCAUUACAAGAGCAAAUAUUCUGAACAUUUCUCAAAACUUUCCCCCUAAGAUCCAGAAAUGCAGAGACUUCAGAGAAACAUGAGUGUGUGUCAGCAAACUAAGGCUCUCUUGUGUAAAAAUCUACUUAUCAAAUGGAGAAUGAAAAUGCAGACCUUUCAGGAAUGGAUCCUGUCACUCCUAUUUCUCUUUCUGCUGUACUCGGUAUCUACGUUCACAAUAAGUUACCGAAAUCCUGAAGUGCCUCUGGCUUUCCUGGGACGAUUAGAUGACCCUGCCUAUAAUGCUACUGGGAUUACAGUUGCUUAUACACCCAUGACAGACAGCACGAGACAAAUAAUGAAUAAAGUGGCUUCAGAAUCUGUCAUGAUAGGUAUAAAAACAGAAGUGAUGGAAGAUGGAAAAGCACUGGAGGCAGCAUGGAUUUUGAAUGAGGAAAUUGUAGGGGUUGUAUUUAACGAUGACUUCUCCUAUUGCCUCAGAUUUCGUCCCAGCAAUGUGAUUGCUCCAAAUGAGCAUUUUGAACAGAUAGAUUCUUGUUAUAACUUUUCAGAACAAUACUGUCAGAGUCCAAAAUAUUGGUACAGAGGAUUUCUAUCACUGCAAUCAAGCAUUGAUGCUGCUAUUAUAGAAAUAACGACAAAUCAUUCUGUCUGGGAGGAAAUGAAAUCCAUUAGUGGUAUCCGUAUGGGAUCAUCAUCUGUCAUACCAUCAAUUACCCUGGAACAUAGUUUUAUCAUUUUUACUGUUGCAAUGUGUUUCUCUCCAUUUAUGCACUUUAUGUCAAUCAGUCUUACAAGAGAAAAAAGGAAACUCAAGGUGUUGAUGAAGACUAUGGGGUUACAGGAUGCAGCCUUCUGGUUAUCCUGGAGUUUGCUGUAUGCUGUUUGUGUUUUGAUUAUGGCCAGUCUGCUGACAGCUGUCACGAUUAAUGAAUAUUUCUACACAAGCAGCUUCUUUCCAAUAUUACUUCUAUUUUUCUUUUAUGGCAUAGCAUCUAUCCACUUCUAUUUCAUGCUCAGCUCCCUCUUAAAGAAGCCUAAAGUCACCAGCUCUGUUGGAUUCCUCCUCACCUUUUUCUCUACAUGUCUGAGCUUUAUUACCUUGGUGACAAAACUUCCUGCACCCUUGGAAUGGGCUUUGGGUCUCCUCUGUCCCUUUGCGUUUGUCACUGGAAUCUCAAAGAUUUUACAUUUAGAAAAAUAUGGAAUAGGUUUCUAUUUUUCUAACAUUAUGGAGGAAUCAUAUGCUGUAUUUACAGCCUAUGUCCUACUGAUUUUUGACAGUGUUUUAUAUAUGCUAUUGGCUAUCUAUUUUGAUAAAGUUUUGCCUGACAAAUACGGUAUGAAAUAUCCCCCUUUGUUCUGCCUGAAGCCAUCAUACUGGUGUAAAAGCAAGAGAGGUUAUGCUGAUAAGAGACCUGAAACUGAACAAAACCAUGAACGUAUCUUCAAUGACAGCAUGGAGCCAGUGCCUCCAGAGUUUGAUGGGAAGGAAGCCAUCAGACUCAACAAUAUUAAAAAAACAUAUAAAACAAAGAGCAAGAAAAUAGAAGCUUUGAGAGGUUUGUUCUUAAAUAUUUAUGAAGGCCAGAUCACUGCAUUACUUGGUCAUAGUGGAGCUGGAAAAACUACUCUACUAAACAUCCUCAGUGGACUUUCCCAGCCAUCAGAUGGUUCUGCAACUAUAUACAAGUACAAACUAUCAGAAAUAGAGGAUCUGGAAGAAAUUAGAGCAUUAUAUGGGGUUUGCCCACAAUUCAACGUUCAGUUUGAAGUUUUAACAGUGAAAGAAAAUCUGCGAGUUUUUGCUGAAAUCAAAGGGAUUCGCUCCGUUGAAGUAGAGUAUGAGGUGCAAAAAGUUUUGAAACUGAUGGAUAUUAUCAACAUUCAGGACACCCAAGCUAAUAAACUGAGUGGUGGACAUAAAAGAAAGUUGUCUCUUGGGAUAGCCAUGUUAGGAGAUCCACAGGUUUUGCUAUUAGAUGAGCCAACUGCUGGAUUGGAUCCCCGUUCCAGACACUAUGUGUGGACCCUACUGAAAGAACGCAGAGAUGGUCGAGUGACUCUAUUCAGUACCCAAUUCAUGGAUGAAGCUGAUAUCCUUGCUGACCGGAAAGCUUUUAUUUCACAUGGGAGAAUAAAGUGUGUUGGAUCUUCUCUGUUUUUGAAGAAAAAAUGGGGGAUUGGGUAUCACUUAAGGAUGCAUGUCAGUGAGGUUUGUGACUGUGAGAGCAUCAUAUCACUGGUCAGACAGUACAUCCCUGAUGCCACUUUCUCAGGACAGAGUGAAAAUGAACUGAGUUAUACGCUGCCCUUAGAAAAUGUGGAUAAAUUUCCAGAUCUGUUCUGUGGCCUAGACAGCCACUCUGACCAGGGGAUUAUUAAUUAUGGCGUCAGCAUGACAACUCUGGAAGAUGUCUUCCUGAAGCUGGAGGGUGAAACUGCAACUGAUCAAAAAGAUUAUGGUGUUUUCAGUGAGGAGCAGGCAGAAGAGGAAAGAGAUGCCUUCUCUGCUGAUGAAAUGGAACAAGGUCUCCUGUCACUCUCAGACAUAGGAAAGGCGACUGUAAGUGGCACAGCCCUUUGGAGACAGCAAGUCUGUGCCAUGGCAAGAAUUCGCUUCUUAAAGCUGAAGCAUGAAGAUAAGACUCUUAGAUCCAUAUUACUGCUGUGUGGAGUUUUUAUACUACCUAUAGCUAUCCACUUAAUCAUACUUCACUUAUGGAAACAAUUAAAUUCUUGGGAGCUGUCCUCUGGUCUGUAUUUUUUUCCUCCUGGAAAACAAUCUCACAAGGAAGUCACAAGCCUUCUAGUCUUCAAUGAAACAGGUUCAAGCAUUCAGGACUUCGUCCAUGCUCUCGAGACUCAGAACAUAAUGCUGGAAAUAGCAACAGGGAAAAAUAUCACAGAGAAGCUAACACAUAAUGGGGCUAUACAAGUAUCCCGUGAGCACCAGACCUACAGAUUUACAGUUAUGUGCAGCAUAGAAACAAUCAACUGCUUUCCAGUGCUUGUGAACAUUAUUAGCAAUGCAUUGCUGCGAACCUUAAAUUCCACUGCACAAAUUCGAAUCUGGAGUCAUCCAUUUUUUUCUGUGAAUCGUCCAGAAGUAUGGGAUUAUUUUAUUCGGCGCUAUCUUACUUUUUUGCUUCUUCUACUUCCUGGUUUCCCACCUCACUUUGCAAUGAACAGCAUACAAGAUUAUAAGAUAAAAGCUCGUUCCCAGCUGCGGGUCUCUGGGCUCGUCCCUUCAGCCUACUGGUGUGGGCAGGCUCUGGUGGAUAUUUCCCUGUACUUGAUUCUUCUCUUCUCAAUGUUUGGAAUUAUCUUUGCACUGAGUCACAAAAUUACUAUGAGUGCCGGUGAAGCUCUUGCCCUGUUUACCGGUAUUACUGGCUAUGGAGCUUCUAUGAUCCUGUUUGUAUAUUUAAUUGCCUUCACAUUUCGAAAGCGAUGCAACAGCUGUGAUUUUUGGUCUUUUAUCCUCAUAGCGGUAACGCUGGUUGUCUUCAUUAUUAAUGUCAUCACAUGGAUCACUUCCAGCGAGACAAUUUUGCAUUAUUGCUUCUCCAUUUUGAUUCCUGUGUAUCCAUUAAUAGGUGUUAUGGUCAGGUCUAUGAAGAUUUUUAUAGAAAAUGAGGAUUAUGAUUCUAUUGGGAAUUGGAGAGACAUAUUCAUAUCUGUCUUUGCACCUUACCUCCACUGUAUAGUUUUCAUUUUUCUUCUUCGAUGGCUGGAGGUGAAAUAUGGAAGAGCGGUUAUGAGAGAGGAUCCAAUUUUUAGAAUUCCCCCGAGGAAAGAGAUCAACCAUCAAAAUCCUGAAGAACCAGAAGAAGAAGAUGAAGAUGUGCAAGCUGAAAGGGCAAAAGUUAGGGAGGCAAUAGCUUCUGAAAAUCAGGAAGAGAAACCAAUUAUCAUUGUCAACGAUCUGCGCAAGGAAUAUCAAGACAAGAAAGCCAGCUCGGUUUUUAAGAAAAGGAAGAAAGUGGCCACUAAAAAUGUCUCUUUUUGUGUUAAGAAAGGAGAGGUAUUCGGACUACUGGGACCCAAUGGAGCUGGUAAAAGCACAACUAUCAAUAUGAUUACUGGAGAGACAACACUGACUGCUGGGCAGGUGCUGAAAAAGGGGAAAGGUGCCACUGCCUCUCAGCUGCGAGAAAGCCCAACUGGCUUUCUAGGUCACUGCCCUCAGGAGAACCCUCUCUGGCCUAACCUUACUGUGCAACAACAUCUGGAGGUUUAUGCAGCUGUGAAAGGGAUGAGGAAAGAAGACGCUGCUGUUACUAUCAAACGGAUAGCAAAGGCUCUGGAGCUUCAGGAUCAUGUCAAGAAAGUGACUAGAAAAUUAUCUGCUGGGGUAACUAGAAAGGUGUGUUUUGCACUGAGCAUGCUGGGUAAUCCAACAGUUCUGCUUCUGGAUGAACCAUCAACUGGAAUGGACCCUAAAGGGCAAAGUAACAUGUGGAAAGCUAUUCGGGCUGCAUUGAAAAACAGGGAGCAAGGAGCCAUCCUAACAACCCAUUACAUGGAGGAGGCUGAGGCAGUGUGUGAUCGAGUGGCCAUCAUGGUCUGUGGAAAGCUCCGGUGCAUUGGUGCUGUUCAGUACCUGAAAAGCAAGUUUGGCAAAGGUUACUUACUGGAAAUUAAAGUGAAGGACCCAGCGCAGGUUGAUUGCCUCCAUAUGGAGAUUCUGAGGAUCUUCCCACAUGCAGAUCGUCAGGAAAGGGUUUCCUCUUUGCUGGUUUACAAGAUACCAAUGCAAGAAGCACUGCCUUUGUCCCAGACGUUCUCCAAGCUAGAGGCAGCCAAACGAACCUUCGGCCUCGAGGAGUACAGCUUCUCUUUGAACACUUUGGAACAGGUGUUCUUAGAACUCUCCCGAGAGCAAGAAAUGGAUAAUUUUGAUAUGGCUUUAGAAGGAACUUUUGAGUGGAAAAGACUUCAGCAGGAAGACCUUUAAAAUGUUCCAUUAUAUUUUAAUCAGUAUUAAUGUAUAUGAUUUAAUAAUGCAUAUAUUCACGAUCAUUGCCAAACACUUACCCCCACAAUAAAAAUUCAGGCCUGUAGCUUUGCAGCUUCUGUACUUUGGACAAGGGAAUAAUUUUUUUAAAUUAGCCCCUCUUUUGAGAAAAGAAGAUUUUUAAAGGUGAAGGCAUUGCGGUGCUCAAGGUGAAUUGCUCUGCAUACAAUACGUGUUCGAGAAAGUACAGGCCUGCAGCUGCAAAACCAGUCAGUGAACUGGACAUAUGGGUUGGGCUGGUUGCUAUGGAUGUGAAGCAUGCUGUGAAGUGAACAGUUAACUAAAUAUGGAUAUGCCUUUUUAGCCAGAGUUUUGUUCUGUAGUUAAAAAAACAUCUUCAGCCUCCGCCAUCUAAAUGAGACUCUGGGCAGGGGCGGCUCUAUGUAUUUUACCACCCCAAGCACAGCAGUCAGGCUGCUUUCGGUGGCAUGCCUGCGGGAGGUCUGCCAGUCCCGCGC
Gopherus flavomarginatus (Mexican gopher tortoise) is the source of this 5662-nucleotide messenger RNA. RefSeq names its product ABC-type organic anion transporter ABCA8-like. Gene Ontology annotation, molecular function: ATP binding; ATP hydrolysis activity; lipid carrier activity. Gene Ontology annotation, biological process: transmembrane transport; lipid transport. Gene Ontology annotation, cellular component: membrane; intracellular membrane-bounded organelle. The transcript has 39 exons. The record is from RefSeq and is a predicted model, not a curated record. Bases 243 to 5144 code for a protein of 1633 amino acids. Lineage: Eukaryota; Metazoa; Chordata; Testudines; Testudinidae.